Molecule: messenger RNA, 3429 nt
Organism: Aureobasidium melanogenum CBS 110374
Lineage: Eukaryota; Fungi; Ascomycota; Dothideomycetes; Dothideales; Saccotheciaceae
Exons: 5
Coding region: 1-3429 (1142 amino acids)
Biological process (GO): microtubule cytoskeleton organization; tubulin complex assembly; post-chaperonin tubulin folding pathway
Molecular function (GO): GTPase activator activity; beta-tubulin binding
Source: RefSeq, a predicted model, not a curated record
AUGGUUGCCGAAGUCGAUGAUGAGUUGCAAUUGAUGCGCGCAUCGGCAGGACUCUUGUCAGAUCUGCAAGCUGCGCUUUCGAAACUGCUGUGCAAACGGGGAGACAAGGGUCGCGUCCACUAUCUUGUUCGUUCACGCGAUCUCGACCACGUUAUUCAAUUGAUCGAACCUUUCCAAGGAGAACCUCAAUUGCUCGAUGCUCAUCUCAAGACAUUGUUGCUCCCAAUUGUCGAAGCAUAUCUAGCCUUUCUCCAACUCCCACAAACCAAGUCUCCCUCCAGCCUCGCAGUCUCUCUGGAUGUCGCCGCCAGUAAACUCUUAUACACUUUUUGCAAGGUCCGUGGAGAAAAGAUCAUCAUCGGCUUUCUCAACAAUGAACCCAGAUAUCUGGAGCUCGUUUUGACCAAUCUCGAGGACUUCAAAGUCCUGAGCGCAGACUCAGAUACUGCCUGGGAGAAGUCCUAUGUCUUGCUUCUAUGGCUGUCUCACUUGAUGCUCGUGCCAUUUGACCUCAGUUCGAUAUCGACUGUUGCUGAGUCUUCCAGGACUCAAGAGCACAUGUCUCUACAGCCACAAGUUCCCUCGAUCGCACGACGUGUCAUAGCAUUGGGCGUCCAUUACCUCGCAAGUGCUACGCGAGAACAAGAUGCUGCAGCCAAAAUGCUUGUACGUCUGGUCACUAGACCCGAUAUGCAACGCCUCGAGCUUCCCGCUGCAGUUGUGUCUUGGGCAUUGACGAAGCUCCUGAAUCCGUCUGCUUCGCCCAACUCAAACCUUCACACUUUCUUGGGCCCUCUGCGAUUUUUGGUAGGAAUGACAGUAUCGGUCGACACACCGGGUGUCGCUAAUCUCAUGCCAUCCAUCUACUCGAUUGGUCAGAAACUCAUGGAUGAUGCGAUGCUUGCGUUCCUAAGCUCUUCCGCCGUUACGAAGAAACUUGUCGUUAAACUGCUGCGUAAUAUAGCUUUGCUGAGCCUGCAAUGCUCGUUCGAUAACCUUGUUGACUUCUUUGAGGCAUCGGGUGUCUUGGAAGAGACAAUCGAGUGCUGCUUACAGUCACUUGAAGAUCGUGACACACCUGUCAGAUUCGCAGCCAGCAAAGCACUAAGUAUGAUCAUCUUACGACUCGACCCAGAGAUGGGCCAUGAAGUCAUCCAGGCUGUCCUCGAGAGUUUCAAGGAGGACAUGCCCAAGUCUUCCCUAAAGCCUGAUUUCGGUGCAGCAAACGCAUUGAGAUGGCAUGGCUUGACCUUGACAUUGGCACAUGCAUUGUUCAGGAGGUCAGCGUCACCGCAGCAACUUCCCGAAAUCUUGAACGCCUUGUUGUUAGCACUCAGCUUUGAACAGAGAUCUGCUGUUGGUGUAAGUACUGGAAGCAACGUCCGUGAUGCCGCUUGUUUCGGAAUUUGGUCAUUAUCUCGAAGGUACACCACGAAGGAACUGUUAUCAACAGACACAUCGCAGAUUGGAUUUGAAUUCUGUCAAGACGCCGGAUCUAUCAUUCAGGUCGUUGCUAUUCAGCUUUUGCUUUCUGCGUGCUUUGACCCUUCCGGAAAUAUCAGGAGAGGAUCGUCAGCUGCUCUACAGGAGCUUAUUGGUAGGCAUCCUGAUCAAGUCAGCAACGGUAUCUCCCUCGUGCAAGUAGUCGACUACCACGCAGUUGGACUCCGGCAGCGUGCCAUGGUGGAUGUGGCUCAAGAUGCCGCGAACCUCGAUACCAUAUAUCGAGAGGCACUGCUUGCCGCGCUCGGAAAGUGGAGAGGUCUCGGUUCCACUGAUGUUCUUUCCCGUGAGGCUGCCGCGGAGUCUGUUGGCCUGCUGUGUGCUCCUCAAACACCUCAGAAUGUCCGUAUCACGCUUGAGCACUUACAACAAUGCAUCUUUGCGUUCCCAAACUCUGAUGUCGAACAAUGCCACGGGUCCUUGCUUGCUCUGUCAAGAGUCCUUGACACGAAGAUGCUUCAACUGACCAAAGGCGACGACCUGAAUUCGAGUACGAAAGACUUGAAAUAUUUACUGUCUUUAUGGAAGCUGUUUGACGAGGAAAGACAUCUCUAUAAGAACCAGACAUCACGGGCCACCCGUGCAGAGUUGCCAUCAGCUGUAACACGGCUUUUGGCAUCUCUUUCGGAGCUAUCCUUACUAUUCGAGACGGAUCAUGUAGAUCUGACAUCACAGAUACCCAAGUUGAGGCCGAUUGUAUCUGCUUUGAUCUCUUCUUCAGAAACCUCAGUCUCGCAGGUUCUACCGCGUCUGGUAAGAGCACUCUCAAGACUGAGUCAAUCAGGCCUCUUGACCACCCCUAUCCUGAACAUUUCCGACUGUCUUCCUAGAAUUGCGCACGAUGCUUCGGGUAUGGUCGUGCAAGGGUCCGGGCGUGUCACUGCUCUUGGCUCAGCAUUCCCAUGGCUGCAAGAUAUAUACCAUUGCAACCGAAUCGUAGCUUGCGAUCUUCUCUCGAAUAUGGUUCAAAAAGCUCCAUUGACUGAAUGGCGCAUCGUUGGUUUACAAGCCGUAGAUCUCAUGAUCCAAGCAGAUACUAUUGGUGCUGACGUCUUGCCGGCAGUCCUCUUAGCUCUUGAUGCUGGCCUCAACGACUACACCAUUACUGAAAGGGGAGACGUUGGUUCGCUGGUACGAACACAGGCAAUACAAUGCGUUCAAAGCCUGUGGAAGUCAACCCAGACAAAACUCGAUUCAGAGUCCCGACAUCUGCUAGAAGGGAACAUCAUCCGCUUAGCUCUCGAGAAGAUGGACAGGGUCCGACUGCACGCUGCAAUAUGUUUAAAACAAGAUCUCAACACGAAAAGUGUUUCCGAUAUGGAUGUGACAAGUUAUCAAUAUUUCCUGAACUUGUUCACGCCAUUAAAUGAUGACCCACCUAUCUGGAAGCGUGAAGCAAUAUUGAAGGGAAGUAUAUCAUGCGCUGGAGUAGGUGCAGAGGGAUUACUACGAGCCUCUCGUAUGGCUUUGGUCGACACAUUAUCAAGAGGAAGUGACAGCAUGAGGUCUGCUUGCUUGUCUGCUCUCACAAGUUGCUUGAGAGAGCUCAUAACAAAAGAGGCUGAGAGUCAGCCCCUUUUAGAGCUUAUCGCGUACAUACUAGAUGCGCUCCCCUCUAUUGUUCCUCCCGACGGCCCCUUCAACUGGCGGGUCCUGCUAUCCUUGGUGCAAAAAGCGCAUUUCAAGUCCAACAACAUCCCGAGGAUACUGGCAGCUGUCGAGGUUUACCAGGCACUGGCUGACAAACCGACUGCCCGUGCCGACACUUUGAAGAAGCUUGUCAGCAUGCUGAGAACGAACCCAUAUCCUACAGUUCGUACUGCAGUGGCUGAAUGCUUGUUCCUCGCAACAGGCGAUCAAGCCCUGAAGAUCAUUGACUGCAACAAGUCAUCGCAGGCCUACAAUGUGCCGAUCGAUGUGCGGUGA